Molecule: messenger RNA, 1181 nt
Organism: Botrytis cinerea B05.10
Lineage: Eukaryota; Fungi; Ascomycota; Leotiomycetes; Helotiales; Sclerotiniaceae
Exons: 1
Coding region: 223-753 (176 amino acids)
Source: RefSeq, a predicted model, not a curated record
GGAUAUCCGCUGUUUUACUCAUAUACUAUCUUGAGUCUUUAUAUAUAUUCUUUUCAAGGUUGUGUAUGGGUCAGUCUCCGUAUUGAUAUUACUUUACAACUCUUGAUAUACUCUAUAUAUGCAGAACAAAUUAUAGAUUCUACAGGAAUAUUACCUAAACACCGAUAUUGAAACUCAACAUUCGAAUACAACUAAAGCAUUAUAACCAACAAUCAUUAGACAAUGUCUACCUCACCCAGCCCAAAAGCCACACUCCGCCCCUCCAAAUUCAUCGAAGGGCCUCCCCUCACCUCCACAGCCCCCAAUCUCGCCCAAACGGAUUCACAACUACAACUCAUCCUCCUCGAAAUGGAUUCCUACGAGUCCUCCCACAAAUCACCACCUCGCCGAUCCAAAUCACGAACUUCUUCGAGCAGUUCUUCCAACUCUAACUCCUCACAUUCUUCUCACAACUCUACAUCCUCGCUAUCCUUUUUCACGAAUUCUUCGAAACGAAUGAGUCAUGAUUCUUCUGCUGCUAUGUCUACGAGUAAUAAGAUAUUCAGCGGAGUGAGAGCGAGUCUGGAUAUGAGUAAUCCUUUUGCGAGCUCAGAGUCAUUGGGAAGAAGCAGAUGCAGUAUCAUUGAGACCACGAAUGAAUCGGAUGAGGGAUCAAUCAAAGACACACAACCAUUGGGAUCCAAGAUUAAAGGCAGAUUGAGGGCUUGGAGCCGGGGAAAGGACGAUGGGUCUAUACCUUAUGCGACCACUUGAGUGAAAUGGGAUACGCUGGGAAAUAAGAUUUGGAAUGGUUUACAUCACGAAGUUACAUUACGAAGUUACACUAUGAUUGAAGAUAGUCGAUACGACAUGAGGUUAUUUGAUGGAACGAAUCACUGGCAAGAUAGACUUUGUCAGAUGGAGAAGAGAUCAUUUUUGUGAAGGCACAAUGAAGAAUCCACAUGCAUGUCGAUGCUCCAAAGAGGAGGCAGACGCUGUGUUGCAGUAGGGGGGGUGAAGGGAAUAGGUUAGGCAAAUAGCCAACGCACAGCCAUUUAUGGAGAAGAGGUCCCGAGACAAGAUUUUGUGGAGGGAGAACCGAGCACGACGCGCGAUAAGUCGAGACAAGACAAGUAGAUAUAGAUAGACUGUUGCUUUGACAACAAAAAUAUCACGGAGAAAUUGCAAGAUAGAUCAGAUCA